GCAAGGGACAAGAACGAUGGGCUUCGGAGUUGCUUCUUGGAAACUCUUAAUUCAUUUACUAUUUUUCCAGCAGCUUGCUUAUGGGAAUCAUGAUGAGUCCAUGAUGAGUAAAAGCUAUAUACAACUUCCAAGCAGUAAAACUGGCGAGAUUGAGGUCACGAAGGUAAAUGAUUCCCAUGGAGAAGAAAAGGGAAACACACAACAUUUUCAAGCUCAUGAUCACUUGUCUCACAUGGAAAUGGAUCCAAAUUUAAUGAUUUUCUUCACCCCGAAUGACCUAAAAGUAGGCAAAACGAUGCCUGUUUACUUUCCCAAGAUAGAUCCUUCUAUUAUACCUCCACGCUUGUUGCCUUUAGAUGAAUCUUCGUCCAUUCCCUUCUCCCUCAAACAACUCCCUUUCCUUCUCAAUCGCUUCUCUUUCUCCCAACACUCUCCCCAAGGUAGAGCCGUGGAGGAUACCCUCAAGCAGUGUGAGUCUAGAUCCAUCAAUGGAGAGACCAAGAUGUGUGCUACUUCCCUAGAAUCUAUGCUCGAUUUCGCAUGUGGCGCAUUCGGACUAGAGGAUGACAUUAGUGUUGUGACAACUACCCACUUGACCAAUUUAAGUGUGUCUCUUCAGAACUACACUAUUUUGGAAGUGCCUAAAGAGAUAUUGCCUCACAAGAAGAAGAUGGUGGCAUGUCACACCAUGCCUUACCCUUAUGCAGUGUACUAUUGCCAUUACCAAGACAGCGAGAAUAAGGUGUAUAAGAUCUUAUUGGGUGGUGAAAAUGGAGACAAGGUUGAAGCCAUUGCUGUAUGUCACAUGGAUACUUCGCAGUGGAGCCGUAACCAUGUCUCAUUUCGUGUGUUAAGAAUCGAGCCCGGUACUUUACCAGUCUGCCAUUUCUUCCCCUCGGAGAAUCUCGUUUGGAUUCCAAAACCCAUAUCGACCUAG
This is a messenger RNA of Humulus lupulus (European hop), 937 nucleotides long. Its product is annotated as BURP domain-containing protein BNM2A-like. The transcript has 2 exons. Lineage: Eukaryota; Viridiplantae; Streptophyta; Magnoliopsida; Rosales; Cannabaceae. The coding region runs from base 17 to 937 and encodes 306 amino acids. The record is from RefSeq and is a predicted model, not a curated record.